Messenger RNA from Ahaetulla prasina, 2551 nucleotides. RefSeq names its product leucine-rich repeat and fibronectin type III domain-containing protein 1-like protein. Bases 18 to 2075 code for a protein of 685 amino acids. The transcript is spliced from 5 exons. Lineage: Eukaryota; Metazoa; Chordata; Lepidosauria; Squamata; Colubridae. The record is from RefSeq and is a predicted model, not a curated record. Gene Ontology annotation, molecular function: protein binding.
CCUUCCUGACCGGCGCCAUGGAGGGCCUCCUGCUGUGUCUUCUGGUGGUCCUGGCCCACCUGGCCCGACCUCAGGUGUGUCCCAAGCGCUGCAUGUGCCAGAACCUCUCCCCUUCGCUGGCCAUCCUGUGCACCAAGACCGGCCUCCUCUUCGUGCCCACCAUGAUCGAUCGACACACGGUGGAGCUGCGCCUGACGGACAACUUCAUCACCGUCAUCCGCCGGAAGGAUUUCUCCAACAUGACCAGCCUGGUGCACCUCACCCUUUCGCGCAACACCAUCAGCCAGAUCCUGCCCUACGCCUUCACCGACCUGCGCAGCCUGCGGGCGCUGCACCUGGACAACAACCGGCUGCUCCUGAUUGGGGCCGAGCAGCUGAAGGGCCUGCCCAACCUGCGCCAUCUCAUCCUCAGCAACAACCAGCUGCAGGACAUCUCCCCUGUGGCCUUCGAUGACUUUGCCAGCACCCUGGAGGAUCUGGACCUCUCCUACAACAACCUGGCGCGGGUCCCCUGGGACACCGUCCACCGCCUGCACAACGUCAACUCCCUCAGCCUGGACCACAACCUGAUCGACUUCGUGCCCGAGGGCGUCUUCACCAACCUGCUCAAGUUGGCCCGCCUGGACAUGACCUCCAACAAGCUGAAGAAGAUCCCGCCAGACCCGCUCUUCCUCCGCAUCCCGGUCUAUGCCAAGUCCAAGGGCUCCCCUCCCUCCUCCCUGGUGCUCAGCCUGGGGGGGAACCCCCUGCACUGCAACUGCGAGCUUCUCUGGCUGCGCCGGCUGGCCAGGGAGGAUGACCUGGAGACCUGUGCCUCGCCCCCUGAUCUGCUGGGCAAGUACUUCUGGACCAUCCCUGAGGAGGAGUUCAUUUGCGAGCCGCCUGUCAUCACCCGGCACACGGGCCGCUUGGCGGUCAUGGAGGGCGAGGGGGUGGUUCUCCGCUGCCGCGGGGUAGGGGACCCGGAGCCCUCCAUCCACUGGGUCUCCCCCGAGGGCAAAGUGGUGGCCAACACUUCGCGGACCGUCUCCUACGACAAUGGCACCCUGGAGAUCCUGAUCGCGGCUAUCCAGGACAGCGGGAUCUUCACCUGCAUCGCCUCCAACGCUGCCGGAGAAGCCACCACCUCCGUGGAGCUGUUGGUCAACCUGCUGCCGCUGCUGUCCAACAACACCACCCCCAAGGUGCCCGAGGCCGUGGGGCCUUCGGACAUCCUCACCUCAGCCAUGGCCACCCUGCCUCUGGGCGCAAAUGACACGGGGCCCUCUCAGGACAAGGGCGUGGUGGCCUCGGAAAUCUCCUCCUCCUCCGUCCUCAUCCGCUGGUACCCCCAGUGGCACAUCCCUGGCAUCCGAAUGUACCAAAUCCAGUAUAACAGCUCCUCGGAUGACACCCUGGUGUACAGAAUGAUCCCUCCCACGAGCAAGGGCUUCUUGAUGAAGGACCUGGCCGCCGGGCGGGACUACCACCUCUGCGUCUUGGCCAUCUACAACGACGGGGUGACCUCGCUGACGGUCACCCAGAGCCUGGGCUGCCUGCAGUUUAGCACCCUGAGGGACGGCCUGCAGUGCCACUCGCUCCACACCCAGUUCCUGGGGGGCACCAUGAUCAUCAUCGUGGGGGGCAUCAUCGUGGCCUCGGUGCUGGUCUUCAUCAUCAUCCUCAUGAUCCGGUACAAGGUCUACAGCGGCCAAGAGGAGCAGAAGAAGACCAAAGUCAGCAACGUCUACUCCCAGACCAAUGGCAGCCACCCGCCUCAGCCCCCCGCCGGGCUGUCCUGCUCGGCCUCCAGACACGAGGGGUGGGAGGUGGACAGCGGCCGGACCAGGAGGGACCGUGGCCUGGUGGCGCUAAGCAAGGACUGCGAGAAAGGCGCGCGGCCCCUUUCCUCCGAGAAAGGGCCAGAGGAGGAGGUCUCGUCUCCCCGGAGGAGGAGGAGGAGGUGGUCCCGGACGAGUCUCGACCGCCAUCAUGGUGGCCCCGAGGCCUCCAGAGCAGAAGAGGAAGACCCCUCUUUGACGCUCCCAACCGAGGAGAGGAGGAGUACCAACGACUGGACCGACGUGAAGAUCUGAGCCUUGGCAGUCGGCCGGCGAAGAACAAGCCGCAACCCCACCUGAGCCCCCAGGCUGAAUCCAGAGUUGGCGCCAUUCCUCAGCUGUCCCACCACACGGUGCCACAGCCCCAGCAGGAGACCCGGGCGGCCCCCCCCAGCUCACCUGCCUCUUCGGGGGGGGGGUGAAGAGGCUCUGGAGUCUCACCUCGGCCUUACGGGCAUCUUUCUACUGGACUCUCUUCAGGGCCCGUUUUCUACAAAGUCCUUUUGUUUUUCUAAGCCACACCUGGAAUUUUCUAAUAAAUGGAGGUGAAAAUCAGGAUGUUUAUUCCCAGAGAAGGAUGCGGGCACCUGGUUUCUUUCAACAGGGGUGUUUGCUGACUGUGAUUGCCUGGCAGGGCAGAGAAGCACCUGGCACAGUUCUGGCUCCAUUUUGUGUCCAGCGACUGGUGGGGCCAGAAUGGAUUGUUCCAGAGGGUCGACCCCCAAAGGCAG